Messenger RNA from Ornithodoros turicata, 6865 nucleotides. RefSeq names its product serine/threonine-protein phosphatase 4 regulatory subunit 4-like. Gene Ontology annotation, cellular component: cytosol; protein serine/threonine phosphatase complex. NCBI's taxonomy places the organism in Eukaryota, Metazoa, Arthropoda, Arachnida, Ixodida, Argasidae. Gene Ontology annotation, molecular function: protein phosphatase regulator activity. The record is from RefSeq and is a predicted model, not a curated record. The transcript is spliced from 23 exons. The coding region runs from base 451 to 2877 and encodes 808 amino acids.
UCAAAUGUGUUUCUCACUUCUGCCACUUCUGAAUGUUCUUGAAAAGUGAAGUUUCUUUCCCGUUAGUCGCUCCGUCGGCAGGAUGCUUCCACACCUUCCUGCGACUUCUACAGCUAACCACAAUCCAAAAACAAGAAGAAGACUCGAGAAACAUUCCUUUUCGACGUUGCACAACUUGUCGGCCUUGCCUUGUCACGGACUGAAUCACCUGCGCUUUGUGCGUGGGAUGUGCUGCGCAUUGUAUUAAGUGAAGCAAUGAUUCUGGUGUUCUCGCGUACUUGUCGACCUUGUCAUUCGCGACAUAUUUGUUUUUGGGACUUGUUCUCUUUUUUCUUGAGAUUUCUGUGGCGUUGUGGACAGAACACAAUGAACUGUCAAGUAUCCAUCCGAUAUCCGGACGAUUCUGGCCCGUUGUUUUACCCUUAGCUGCAGCGUCCAAUUAGCUACACAAUGUGGCUCCCAGGUACAGAGGCAGGACAAACAUCUCAUGCCGACCCAGGCAAUGUGGGUCGUAAUUGUGCCUCACCACCUCUGGAAGGCGGGGAGGCUCCCUGUGAUACUUGCACAGAUCGCGGGCAAGCAGAUACAAGUGAUGACAAGGAGAGCUUAGGAAGUGGUGACACAGAAAUCAAGGCGCAAGAAACAAAAAUGCGGCAUCGCACUGAUAUAGAUCAAGAAGAACAUCCGGAUCUACUGACACUGUUCAACCAGAGUACAGCCACUUCUAACACCUUCACACAUUCCUUUCUCCAGAGUAUAUUGUCUAGUGUUGAAAGCAAAGAUCCAGUUGUUGCCAGUGCCUGGGUUGAGACCUUACUUGACGUGAUGGACUUAUUACCGAAAGAUGUCCUCAGAAAAGAUAUUCUGACACUUGCUGUGAACAAGGGUCAGCUAUCCCAGCCAGAGCCAGCGCGCGUGUUGUGCUGUCGUCUCCUUGGCAAGAUAUGUAUCAAGCUUGACCCCUAUGUAGUGAAGAAAGAAGCCUUACCACUUGUUCAGUCCCUCUGCCAAGAUGUUGAACACACUGUACGAGCAUGCAUGUGUCGGCACCUCGAUUCUGUUACGAGAGCUAUAGGGUUGGAAACAACAAAAAAUGUCAUCCUUCCAGAGCUAGUCGAAAUGGCUAAUGACGAGCAUUGUUCCGUUCGACUAGCCGCUAUUGAGACAGUCGUGAACAUGUUGCCGCUGCUAGAUGAUGAUUCGUGUCGAAACAUCAUCAUACCCUUGGUGAAGAAGUUCACGGAGAGGUCCCUUCACAUAACAGACAGCACACUUCCAGCAGUAUCUAGGGAAAUGGGGCGACUCUGUCUGGGAUUAGCAGAGAGUUUCUUGGAAGAAGAACGGGAGUGGUUUCUAGACCUGUUUCGUCAGUUGGCCCGGUGUGGACUGCCAUCAGACACUGGAGGAGGGGAGGCGACAGACAACUUUACACUUAUGCCAGAUUUAGUUCCUGUGGCCGAGAUUAGCGACAAGCUGGUGCAAUGUCGCAACGCAUGCGCUUACAACUUCCCGGCAAUGGUGGCAUUUGUUGGUCCCCACGACUUCAAAGAGAAGCUUUUUAAGCCUUUCCAAGACCUGUGUCGAGAUCCACAUUCCAUUGUGAGAAGGACCGUCGCUUCAGGCCUGCACGAGGUUGUGCGUGUGUUGGGACGUAGCUCCUCAAUGGUGCUCGAUUCCCUUAUACAUCUACUCUGUGAUACCAAUUGUCCAAGUGUGCUGCUGUCCCGUUUGCCAUUAACCCUUAGCGUGCUUGCUCCAAAUUGCAAGCAACAGCAGCUCGAAAGUCUGAUUGAGGCACUCGAGUGCUGUGAGAGCUCCGUUUUAGUCAGCAGUUGCUGGCGUCUGCACGUCGAAGCACUGCACAGUCUCGGAGCUCUGUCGAGUUGCCACACGCUGCACACUCGAGUCAGCCGUCUGCUUCUGAAUCGACUGCACGCGGCUAGAGCGCUUCCUUGUCGUUUGGCAGCUUCACAUAACCUUCUGCUAUUCCUGCGGGAUGCACCAAGCGAAAGCCACAGGAGGGAGCUUGUGAGCCAGAUCAUACAAAACUUGAGCCAGGGACAAAGCUGUCGCAGCAGGAUGCUCUACGUUCGACUCUGCGGGCAGGCCAUGUUACUCUUCUCCAAGCGCUACUUUAAGGAUAACUUCUUUCACCCUUUGCUGCUCCUUUCAGGAGACAAAGUGGCCAAUGUGAGGUUGAAGGUCUGUGAGAUGCUUCCUAGUCUCAAGUCCUUACUUGUACUUCCACGUGAUGAAAGCAGCUUGCAGCAGUUGGAAGCAGUUGUAGGAAAGUUACUUGCAACUGAAGUUGAUAAAGAUGUCUCAGCUGCUCUGAGAAAUGCCAUUGAUGAACUGGACCGUAUUGAAGUACCUACAGAAAAGGAUUCUGGUUCAAGGAAGUCACCAGGAGUUUUUGCCACAGGGAGUCUAACACAACAAGGAAAGAUCCCCGUUAGAGAACGAAAGGCAACAUCCAGGCUGAUCAGAGAUGUUCCUGUACGCCCUGUCUCUAUGGUUAUGCGUUCUAAUAAAGUUGCAGCUGCCGAAAUUAAGAGGCUUCACCGUUUGUCUCUAGACUCCAAUGGAGUAACCACGGAGAUAAAAUCAUCAAGGAACGAGAAGGCCAAUGGACCUUCGAAACUGGAGAACAGGAUCCCAGUGCGAGUGACACUUGGAGAGCCCCGCCUGGUCUCCUUUCACAUGCCAGCUGGAAUGAGGGCAUUACCGUUGCCUCCCAUCACAUCCCAUUUGCCUGCCUGCAGGAAACCAUCAGAAUCUCCACGAUCUACAAGCAGGAUCCCUACUCCACGAAUGAUUCGACGAAGACCCCAGUCUGAGUGCCUGGAUGGUAUUGUGCCGCGUACUAGUGACCUCUGACCGAUCCUGGGUUACAGCAUGAUGUUAAGACUGAACAGUCCUCGAUGCCAGGGCAUUCAAUUCGUCAAGUUCUGCUAAGUAGCAAAGCACAUGCUUCGAGGGAAGUUUUUUGGGGGGCAUUAGUGCCAUUGCAAAACCAUACCUCCUUUGCAUUGGUCUAUAGCCCAGAUUGGCAUGUAGUCAAGAAUAUGCAGUCAAUAUGCAGUCAAUGUGUAGUCAAUGUAUGACUACACUCUGAAGAGUGUUGAGAUACGUUUACAAAAAUAUUCCUUCAAGUGCUUCCAAAGGAAUUGAUAGUUAUUUUUCUGAAGUGUGCAACAAUACAGAUAACACUACCGACUUGUGAUGUAGUGCUAUGAAGUAAGUAGAGCAGCAAUACUGAAUUCAUGUGCACUUGUAGGCCCAGAGACUUUGAAUUCCAUGAAAUUUGUAAGUUGUUGAAUUUUUGGGCAUGCUCACCCUCCCUCAUCCUCGCUUGUGUGCGAAAGACCUUACAUAUUGGUACGUGUGACUGCUGCAAUUAUAGACAACAUGAUGUCAUAUUCUAUAUGCCAUCUGGCAUGUACGCCAAAAUAUUUGCCAAGUGCACUAAAGCUUGCUGCACGCAGAUGUCGAUCACACUACAUUGUCCAUUUUGGCGACCGUACCCACAAUUGCUGCAACCACCACUGUGGAGCAUCAACAGCUUGUUUUGCAGGUCAUUUUCAUCACACUGCGGCAUUCAUUGGCUUUUACAGCGAGCCUCAGCUAACUUCAGCCAGCAUGCAAGGAUAAAGAUCCCCAAACUUGUUCACUUGCCAGCAGAACCAUAUGCCGGUGACGUCAUCUCACCCUCAUCAUAGCCUUUUUUUGUUUCUUUCUUUUGUUAGAUGGGCAUGACCAUAAACAAGUAUGGAGCCAAACCUAGGCAUGCAUAACCCCAGUGAAGUGCCUUGUUUAGCGAUUCAGGCAUCUGAACGCAGGUCUGAAAAGUAGGUAGGCGAUGUGCAAAUCAGGACCUGGAAAACUCAACAAAGGAUCCCAAGCAUGUAGACGUUCUCUGUACCACGAGAGAAGCAUCAAGGUGCAAUGCAUUUUUACAAAAAUUGCUUUUGGGUCUUAUGCAGUUCUGCACAAAAUGCAGGACAGGCAUUGUGAUAUCGGUGUUUUUUUUCCCUCUAUGUGUCCACAUCACAUUGUUAUCUUAUCAUUGGUCUAUUGAUAGAAGGAAGAAUGCAGCUUUCGGAAGUCCUAGUCCUGUUUUUUUCGUUUUUGAAGAUGAGAAGGAAAUAUAUUGGGUUAUAGAUUUUACUGCCAUGUGUCCAACUAAUUUUAGAGAGAGAGGACUUGCACAUGCUGUUAUUAUGAAACAAAAGUUGCAAAAAACCAUAAGUGAAUUUGUCACUCCAUACCAUUGAUGUCACUCCGUACCUUUUGUUUUCCUGCCUAUGUUCCAUUGUGCCUACUUUCAAUGCUUGACUAUGUUAGCACCCUACAGUGCUUCAAAUAUAAUAAUUCUGCAUAGCAAGAGGUAUGCAGUCUGCAACUCAGGCAAAAGUCAGGUGUAAUAGAACUCUAUUUUUAGAUGUUUGUGGAGAGACCAGAAUGUCAAAGUGCAUAUUUACUUUUGUGCUACAUGGAUUUCUCAGGAAGGAUGAAUGUUUGACUCAUCUAUAUGUACACAAACAUUGUCUUUCAUAGAUACCGUUCAUGCAUUUUAUUUCACUCCAUCACCCGUUCAUGCAUUUUAUUUCACUGUGCUUUGCUCGAAUCACUACUUUUUGUUUUUCAGCACACAUUUUAUGUUCUAUCCUCACAUAAAAAUGUGCAAACAUGCUGGAAAUAGCAUAGCUAUAGCAUAUUUGUAAGUUAUUCUUUUAAUAUCCAUUGCCGAUCUAUGCACACCAAAGGGCACUACACAAAACUUUACUUUGUCACGAAGCAUAGUCACAACGUGCCGAUAAAUACACACAGAGGAGGACAUAUACAUAUAUUAAUGCAUAUAUAUUUUACUUUGCACAGUUCAUUUGCAUAUUUUUAUCACAAGCUCCCGUGAAACUGACCCAGGUACUUCCUUCAACAUGUCUCACGUGUGCAGUAGAAUAGCCACGUUAUAAUAAUGAGUGUGCAAUUUGUGCUUUCCAUGACACUGUUUCAGUUGUUUAGUCACUCUGUUAUUGGUAAUAUUCAUAACAUGACAUGGGCCUGUGCACAUAUUUUGAGUUUCAAAUACGUAUAUUAUGUAUACAUUUUUUAUUACUGGCUACAUUUGGCUGGAAACAUUAAUGAGAGUACAUUUGAACAUUCAGUCCUUUGUCAGUAAUGCAAAAGUGAGAGGCAAAACCUACUAGUUACAUGUAGGCAGAUGUAGAAAUGAAAAUUUGCUUAGAAGUUAAGUAAUUAACUGUGCUGGCUUUUUUUUCGUAUCAGGGCACCUUGCUUUCCUUUUGUGUGGUUCUUCUACUUUCUUUCCUUUUGUAAAGUACAACAUAACCCUUUCGGCAGGUUACGAGGCCAGGCAGACAUCCUGUAGGACAGUGUAUGCAACGACUGGACUAAUUAGCUAUAAUUAAUUAAUUAGUUUAGUAAUAACCUUAAUUAAUAAUAACCUUAUUUAUUAAAAAAUCUGUAAUGAAUAAAAAAAAACACCCUGCAUAUAAUACUUAAUGGGCUCUACAGUCACCACCACUAAUUUCAUGUGGACCAAACGAGUAAACAGUAACGCAAGCCUAUGUAUGCAGUUGAAUGCUGCAAAUGUGGACAUCCCUGCACUGUCCCUUUAAGAGAGCAAACGCCACAUUAAAGCCAGCGCAACUCAUUCUUGUGCCUUAUUGACGUCCAUUGCCGUUAUGGCUGAUUAUAGUUUGUGACGAGACUAUACGGAGGCUCAUUUGGAGGCUGUGUCCUACCUUUGGUAAAAUUUAUAAUUUCCAGAAUGUCCAUUGACCCACUGAGCGGGCAUGAGAUGUUUGUGCUUGAUUUCACAUGUAGGUUGCCAAACAUUGAGCAGUUUCAAACUUCGCAUUUGGUGCUGCAGGCUUGGCCUUUCCAGGCCUGCUAGCUUUGAAGUCUUCCUGACCCACAGCGUGAAUGUUCACAAUUUCUGUGCUCUUCUUCUUUCAUGCUUUUCUUUCAUCUUUGGAGUUCUUGCUUGUAUAUGGUAGUGUCCACCAACAGUACUGCGUUCUCCCCAAAAUCUUUCCACUGCGUUGUAAUCAUAUAAUCCCAUCUAACUGUACAGUAAGGGAGAAUUUCUACGUAGAAGGUAUUUCAAUGCCUUCUCUCUUCAUGCUCUUUUACCAAUAUAUUCUUUAACACCAUCAAGCAUAGUCUGUCUGCAAAAAAAUCAUUUGAUUGCAUUACAUCCAUCAAAUUUGAGUGCAUUAAGAUCUGUGAGUCAUCACACUAAGCGCAGUGAUAUUACCCAUCAACUUAUCAAAGUCAUGAACUAUGAUAUUACCAACAUCAACCAUCCAGUUGUCAACUUUCUGUGGUACAUCACAACCUUAUUGCGAGGGAAGCACAAGUCAUUGUUAUGUUCGUUAAAUUUAUGGCUGAAGUUGCUGCAUGUGCAAUUGUGUCAUGGAUACAUAUACCUUUUGUUUACUGAAACUUUCCAUGUUCUCAUUAGCGUAAUAUAUUUAAAAGUCAGUACUCUUACUAGGUUUCUGUUACAAAGUGCAAUUUUGGCUGCGCAGUUUGCACAGCCAAAAUAAACUCUUAACAUCAGUAGAUAUUGUUCUUAUAACAAAGGCAGGUUAGUAAGUUCAUAGUAGGUAUUCCUCAUUUUUAGUUAUCAUCAUGUACAUUAUUGAUGGUCUAGAAGUUUUAUCGUUUUUUACUUGUUACCACAAAUAUUAUUGAUGAUCUGAAAGUUUGUUAUAUACAGAAUGUGGGGAACUUACCAAAGAUGUGAUCUAUGCAAGAUUUCUUUCUUUGACACAUCAAGAGCAUGUGCAAAAGAGCAAUUGUACAAGUUGGCAUUAAACCAUUGCAAUUAUUUCUACUA